This is a messenger RNA of Diachasmimorpha longicaudata, 6550 nucleotides long. RefSeq names its product Macroglobulin complement-related (gene Mcr). The transcript has 2 exons. Lineage: Eukaryota; Metazoa; Arthropoda; Insecta; Hymenoptera; Braconidae. Gene Ontology annotation, cellular component: extracellular region. Bases 412 to 5367 code for a protein of 1651 amino acids. The record is from RefSeq and is a predicted model, not a curated record. Gene Ontology annotation, molecular function: protein binding; endopeptidase inhibitor activity.
UUGGGAGUCGAGAAUGUGGAAAAAGUGGAGGGUGUGUCGGGCUGAAUCACCAGGAGUUCAUUGACGGUUUGAACUGAACGGAUUAGGGAAGGGGGAACACUGCGCAAGUGCUAUUGAUCGUUUUUUGUAAUUUUAAUUUAUGGGAAUUAGUGGAUUGUCGCGGAGGGAAGUGAUGAGGGUGACAUAACCAAUAUUUUAUUAUCAUUCAUUGAGAGCUGGGUAAAUAAAUAAUGCUCUUGUUGGGGAGUCAUUGGAGUCUAGGAAAUUCGCUAAUCAAUUCUGUUAGGUUUCAAUUCAACUCUUCAUCAUUUUUAUCAGCUUUUGAUGAAUUCUAUUGAACUGCUUAAAAAUGUGGGCGUACAUAGGAUAAUCAGUGAACCUGGGUGCGUCAUUGAGGCUCAUUAGGAUAAAAUGUGGCGCCUACCGCUGCUCCUCAUCCUGGCUUCUGCCGUGGCGCAGCAGCCGGACGACCCUUACACAUCCACACGCGACUCCUGGCCUCGUUACGACCAGAACGACCCCCAGAAUCCAGCAUUCGGUUACCGAAAUCCCUUCGACCGUCCGGAUCAGAGUCCAUAUGAUCGCCAGGACCAGUCCCCAGGUUUCCCCGGUUCACGUACCCCUGGCCUCCCUGACAACCUAAUUUUCAAAGAAGCAACCUACUUCGUGGUGGCCUCUCGCAUGUGCAGACCUGGUCAGAUCUACCGUGUGGCUGUGGACAUCCUCCGCACCAGUCUUCCCAUGACAGUUCGCGCGACCAUCCAGAGAAACGGAGUGGAGAUAGCUGCUGACUACAAAGACGUGAAGGAAGGCAUUCCAGAAAAUUUAAUGCUUCGGAUGCCUCCCACGUCGAUCCCAGGGGACUACAAACUCAGAGUUGAGGGGAUGUACAACGGUCUCACUGGCGGUCAAGCCUUCCUCAACGAGACCAGAUUGGACUUCACUCAGAGAUCGAUGACUAUCUUCAUUCAACUGGACAAACCUGUCUACAUGCAGGGCCAGACCGUUCGUUUCCGCGCAAUUCCAAUUAAUACGGAACUCAAAGCUUUCAAUGAUCCCGUCGACGUCUACAUGCUGGACCCCAACAGGAGGAUCAUGAGAAGGUGGCUCAGCAGGCAGAGCAACCUGGGCACAGUCUCUCUAUCCUAUCAAUUGUCCGAUCAACCGGUCUACGGGGACUGGAUCAUUCAGAUCAUCGCGCAGGGACAGGUGGAGGAGACUAAGUUUGUCGUGGAGGAGUACUAUCAGACGAGAUUCGAGGUCAAUGUCACCAUGCCUGCUUUCUUCUUCGAUACAGAUCCUUUUAUUCAUGGUAUUAUUCAGGCGAAUUACACCUCCGGAGCACCUGUCAGGGGGAACUUGACACUGAAGGCUAGUUACCGGCCGAUUGAUAAAUACAGGGCCCAGAAUUAUGUGAUGCAGGAACAAUCUUUCAAUUUUAACGAGUAUUAUCCAGCUUGGUUUAAGACUGUUGAUCGGUAUGGAUCGUCACCCGUGUUGAGAUUCUUCAAUGGAACUUACAGAUUUGAAUAUCCAAUGUCCGAUCUCCUGGCGUACUCCCCAUCACUCGACGGAAUGGAAGUAACGAUAAUUGCAACUGUUGGCGAGAGAUUCCUAGACGAAGUGGUCGUGGGCUACUCAACAGCCAGAAUCUACAACUCGAGUGUUCGUGUCCACUUCGUCGGAGGUUCACCCCAGGUGUUCAAGCCAGCAAUGGCCUUCGAUCUGCACGUCCUGGCAUCGUUCUUCGAUGGAUCGAUGCUACGGGACUCUCAGCUGUUCAACGCACAAAUGGAAAUCAAAGCGGAUAUCGAGACCAGAAACGGGAGGAGACAGCUCGACACGCAGUAUUUAAAAGCCACUGACGAGAACCCCUCGAUCUGGGAGGUGAAAAUUGACCUGAGAAAACAGUUGAAUCUUCUCGAUGAUCCCCGACGUGCCCAGCAGGAACUCAACGGCAUCACGGGGAUGAGAGUGUAUGCGAGCCUGCUAGAUGGCGAAGGCCACCGAGCACAAGCUGAACUUCGUCUUCUAGCGCAUGAAUCACCGGAGCAGAGGCACAUCAAAGUCUCGACCUCUACGAAGAGUGCCAAAGUGGGCGAGUACCUGGUUCUCCAUGUCCAAACCAACUUCUACAUUGAGACCUUCAGUUACGUGAUUUUAUCGAAGGGAUCGAUUGUUCUCAGUGGACAGGACAUCAUGGAGCACAAUAUAAGAACGUUCUCAAUUCCCUUGAGUCCAGAAAUGGCACCAGUGGUUACAGCAGUGGUCUACCACGUCGGCAGAUACGGCGACGUCGUCGCCGACUCCCUGACGGUCCCUGUUAACGGCAUCUCCCGCAACAACUUCACUGUCUUCAUCAAUAACAAGAAAGCCCGCACUGGUGAGCGCGUCGAAGUCGCCAUCUAUGGUGAACCCGGUGCGUACGUCGCCCUCUCAGGAACUGAUCGUGCUUUCUACACGAUGCAAGCAGGCAACGAGCUCACCUACGCCAAGGUAAUCUCCAAGAUGUCGCACUUUGAUGAGGAAACCAACGGAACGCACUCGCAUAGCUGGGUUUUCCACGCCGGUGAUCCAGACGAAAUUGUACACUUUCCAGCCUCCACUUUCGGAAUUGACGUUAACAGGACCUUCGAAUAUAUUGGUCUCGUCGUCUUCACUGACGCUUACGUCUACAGGAAACCCGACAUGUGCAACAGGACUCAGGGUUACGCCGAAUGCAUUUCAGGUUCAGUUCGUUGUUAUCGAUUCGAAAAAAAAUGCGACGGAAUAUUCGACUGUGAGGAUGGUACAGAUGAGGCAAGAUGCUUGAUAGGAAACGCCACCGACCUCUCGCUCUUCCGCAAGAGCCGAUUCAAUCGAAUUCAGCGGCAAUACGAGAACGUUUGGCUGUGGAAGGAUAUAAAUAUCGGUCCUCAUGGCCGUCACAUCUUCAAUAUCGAUGUUCCAAGGCGCCCGGUUCACUGGAUGGUAACAGCCUUCAGCAUGAGUCCCAGCAGAGGCUUCGGAAUGCUGCCAAGAGCUCUAGAGUACACCGGUGUCCUUCCGUUCUUCAUCAACGUGGAAAUGCCUGAUAAGAGUCGACAGGGAGAACAAAUAGGCAUUCGAGUGUCUGUAUUCAACUACAUGAAGUACAACAUUGAAGCAACGGUGGUCCUGGCGGGCUCUGACGAUUACAAAUUCGUUCACGUCGAGGAGAAUGGAAUCGUUCAAUCAUACAAUCCCAGGACGUCCUUCGGAGAACACCAGUUCUUCAUCUGGAUCCCGGCACAGGACGCUGAGAUUGUGUAUCUUCCGAUAGUUCCAGUGAGACUUGGCGACAUCAAAGUCAAGAUCUAUGCGACGACGAUCAUUGGUCGCGAUAUGGUGGAGAGGAAUCUUCAUGUCGAAGCCGAUGGUCUCCCUCAGUACAGGCAUGAGUCUAUACUUCUGGAUCUCAGUAACAGGGGAUAUCUGUUCCAGUACAUGCACGUCAAUAUCACAGAGACUCCGAUUAUCCCGUAUUCGGAGCAACGUUACUACGUCUUCGGCUCGAAUAAAGCUACGAUAUCAGUUGUCGGAGACGUCGUGGGACCAAUAUUCCCAACGAUGCCGGUCAAUGCCACUAGUUUGAUGGGACUUCCCAUGGAUUGUGCCGAGCAGAACAUGUUCAGCUUUGCUGUUAAUAUGUACACAACAUUGCACAUGAGACUGAUAAACCAACGUAAGAGAGCUGUUGAGAAAGACAGUUUCUACCACAUGAACAUAGGUUACCAGCGCCAAUUGUCCUUCAUGAAUCCAGACGGUUCAUUCAGUCUCUUCAGAAGUGACUGGAACAAUUCAUCACCAAGUGUUUGGCUUACAGCCUUCUGCGCGAGGAUUUUCCAGGAAGCGAGUUUCUACGAAUGGGAGAACUACCUUUACAUCGAUCCCGAUGUCAUUGCUCAAGCUGUUUCCUGGGUCAUUCGCCAUCAAACCGUACACGGUUCAUUCUAUGAGGUGACAUGGUUCCCAGACAGAAAAAUAAAUAGCACUCUGCAGGAUGAUGAGGGCAUCAUCAGGUCGAGAAAUAUCAGUCUAACAGCUCAUGUUUUGAUAACCUUGGAGACUGUGAAGGAUUUGACUGGUGGUCUGGGGUCACAAGUGGCUUUGGCUGCAGUUAAAGCGUCAAAAUGGCUAGAGCAGAAUCUCAACCUGUUGGAGAUUAAAGGAACCCCCUAUGAAAUCGCAAUCACAGCAUACGCGUUACUUCUUUCGAAAUCAGCAUCAGCAGAACAGGCAUUCAAUCUUCUAUCCAUGCAUGCUAGACGAGAGGGAGAGUACACUUACUGGGGAAGACGGCAUGUACCUCUACCCCCUUAUAAAAUAGAGAAUAAUAAGCCCUUCUUACUGCCCCGAUUACCAUAUGAAUACGACUCUGAGAACAUCGAGACGACAGCUUAUGCUUUGCUGGUGCAUGUGGCAAGACAAGAGGUGAUGAUAGAGCCUAUUGUCAAGUGGCUGAAUGCCCAGAGGCUGACCGAUGGUGGAUGGGCAUCAACUCAGGACACAGCCUGGGCCAUGAAGGGUCUGAUGGAUUACACUGUCAGGUCUAGGAUCAGGGAAGUGAGUUCUCUGGUGGUAAGCGUUGAAGCUACUUCAUUGCCUGGUAAAACGAAGAUUCUGAGGAUUGACGAUAGUAAUCUAGUUCAGAGACAACCCAUUGAGAUCCCUGAGGCCUGGGGAACUGUUAAAGUCGAGGCUAAGGGGGCUGGGUAUGCUAUUCUCCAGAUGACUGUUCAAUACAAUGUUGAUCAGCCACGUUUCCAGACCCAGCCACCUAUCAAAGCAUUUGAUCUCGUUGUUAAACCUGAUUUCGUGGGUAGAAACAAGUCUCAUAUUGUUUAUAAGAGCUGUCAAAGGUGGACUAAUGUUGAGGAGUCUGCUAGAUCAGGAAUGGCAGUGUUGGACGUCACUAUUCCUACGGGAUACAUGAUUCAACAGCAAACUUUGGACAGGUACACCAGGUCCAGAAUGGUGAGGAAUCUGCAGAGGGCGAGGUUCCAGUGGAGUGAGAAAAAAGUGCUGUUCUACUUUGAUUAUUUGGAUAGUGAGGAGACCUGUGUCAAUUUCACUGUUGAGAGGUGGUACCCAGUUGCCAACAUGUCAGCCUAUCUACCUGUUAGGGUUUAUGACUACUAUGCACCAGAGAGGUUCAACGAGACCAUCUUUGACGCCUUACCAACUUAUAUUCUUAAUAUCUGCGAGGUCUGUGGAAGUUCACAGUGUCCCUACUGUUCGAUUUAUAAUGCAGGGCCGAUUCUAAAAUCUUCUGGAAUUGUGCUGGUGGUCUCCCUUCUAGUGUCUGUUUUCAGGUAUUUUAGAGGGCACGAGUUUAAUAUUGGAUAGGUUAAAAGGAGAUGAACUUCAUUAGAGAUCACCGAAGGUUUAGGAAGUCUUUGGAAGACGAGAAUUCUUUUCUCUGGAGCUCAGAGAUUGUUAAUUUUAUUUAGAAGUCGACGAUGUGUUUUUAUUGUGUUUUGGGAAUUGUUUGAAUCUAUCGAUAGGUUAUGGACAAAUUGCAUACUUUAUUUCAUUGCAUAAAAUUUCUCCAAAAGUUGUUCUAUUUUCCAGAGAGCUUUAGAUGUAACGAAAAUAAGGGAUUCUAGAGAUUAUAGUAGUGUUUCCACAUACACGUUUCACAUAGGUUUUCCCAUCUCUCAUAUUUUAACAAUAAUCAUGAGAAAUUGAUUUUAUUUUAAAGCACAAAUAGUCUAAUCCUAUCAUGAUAACUCAUUAGAGAACAUACCCAUCAAAAUUUUGCAAAAUUUUUCUCAUUGACUCGAAGGUCUUAAUUCAAAUAGAACAAUUCCGAGUUUCGUUACUGAAUAAUCAUAUUUCGCCCAAAACAUACGAUUAUUUUCUAUUUUCCAUGAUAUUAUCUUUAGUGCCUUGACAAUUUACUACUAAUAUCGCCUAAUGAAUUCCCACAGAAUCUCGAUUUUGUAUAGUUCGUCAUAACCUUUUACUUCACUAGUUCUUUAAUUAAUAGAUUACCGAACAGAUAGACCGAUAAUCAUUGGAUUACAUAAUGAUAAAGAAAAGCUGGACCGCCUGUACAUAGUAGGGCAUAGUAAUUCAGUACAAUCGUUCAAAUCAAACUUCAGAGUUAUAUUUUACUAAAUAAUUGUAGUUACUGAGCUUGGCUCCUAUAUCAAAGUUUACUGAUAAGUUUUUGGUAACUAUGAACAACACUCGCACAAAGAAGUGAUGAUCUUCAGUCUGUGGUGGGGAUAUUACCUCCAAGUAAGAACUGGGUAACUGGUUGUUUCGUUAAAUCAUCCGUCCACAAUUCCCUUGGGAAUUGACUUUGUACUUUUAUAAUUGAUAAUAUAAAAAAUAUGAUUCAUAUGUAGACUUGAGAAUGUUAUAUUACAUAGAUAUGAAUGACUAUCGUUUGUUAUUAUAAAAAUGUAUGGAAUAUCAUUUUAAAAAUCACUCAAAACCGUCCACUGCAUAGCAAAACUAAAUUAUAAGUGAAUUAUUAAUUUUUGUAAUAUCUUUAUACAAAUAAAAAAAUGUCCAUUUUUCA